UUCCCUUUGAGUGUAUUAUAAUUUUGUGAUAAAAAUUUCAAGGAAAAAACACACACAACCUCCUUCCUCCCUUCCUUCAGGGAGGGAAGAGAGUUUGAGCGGAGAGAAAAAUCUAUCCGAGACAGAACAGGGACAGUGAGAAAAAUAUAUGAGUGGGAGAGGGAGCAGGAGGAGGAGGAGAAGGAGGGGGGAGCAAAUUAAAAGUUGCCAAAUGGAGAUAUUGGGUUUCAAGAGGAGUGAGACAGGAGUAAAAAGGGUUCGCCUCUUCGAGUCGUCUUUAUGUUAUGCUAAUCGAGAUAAAUAUUUAUGGCUCGACGCGGUUUCGUCCUUUCGUCUUUUCGACGGAUUCUUUAGCCGAGAAAAACAGGCGUCGUCGACACCGCGGCUAGCUAACCGAGCACAGGCCGGCGGUUGGGGGAAACUGUGAACCGAGCUGAACGCGGACCCCGGGUUGACGCGUUUCGUUUCGGGCAAAUCGAGGCAAAUGUGACGCUGUGUUUUUAUAGCAGUGCUGCUGGUGGAUGAUGAGCCCACAAAGAGGACGAAUGAAAACCUCCCCGAGCAGAGAAAGAAAGAAAAGCACGUCAGCGGCGACGACGAGCGUGUUGUGCCUCAGCCGCUGCUGCUUGAAUGUGAUUAUCUUUCUGUCGAUUCAGUCUAUUUUAGGAAAUAAAACUUGCGAGCUGAGCUGUACAUUCGCAGUUUAUUUCUAACCCGGCGGUUGCGGUGGUACCGAGCCCCUCGGACUAGAUGGCGGCGAAGCGAGCAUGCUAGGGCGGAUUCCGGACAAUGCGAAUCUGGGCUCUCGGAUUAUACAUAACAUUUUGGGGAAAAUACCCUAAACUCGUCUAUUCUGGUCGAUUUCUUCGUUACACUUUCAAAUCCAACGCUGUUGAGCUGCUACAAACCAUUUUAAUCAUUUCUAGGCACUUUUUGCUCAGUUUUGUGUUUUUAACCGUAGCUAACGUUACAAUUUGAAUUGAAUAUGACGUGAUCAGUUGUCAACGUUAAGCUAACAUUUAUAUGCUGGAAUGACCGCUAAGAUUUAGGUGCUUUUUCUUUAAUAUUGAUGAAUUAUUUAUUAUUUUACACCUAAACGGGCCACAUUCGGGUCUUUUCGGUCAAUAGAAUGUUAAUUUGCUAAUCGUUUUAGCUCAGUUUUGUGUUAGGGAAGCUCGACGUUGCUUUUUGUUAACAUUAAACGACUUAUGAAAGGACAAAGGAGCCUCGACUUCAGUCUGACUGGAAAAUGUCGUUUAUGCAUCCUUGAAACUAAAACAACUCGAUUUUCUGUGUAGCAGUUUGCUUUAGCAGGCCGUAUUAUCUUUAAAAAAUCGCAUUAGUUUAACUUUAAUGGCUUGUUAAGUGCUGUAGCUCCGUCGUUCUUUGUUCUCCCUAAACCAAAGAUGGAGGCUGUACGUGGCUCCGCUGUAAAGACAGCCUAUGGCAGGGUAACAGCCAUUUUGUAGCAUUGCAGUUGUAACGUUUUCAACUGACAAGAACAAAGAAACCCACAUCUGCCAAUCACUUACACACAACAGUCUAAUUUGAAGGACAUAUUAUUCACGUUUGUUUAGUGACUACAGUAAUUUGAAUUUACUUGCAUUCUUUCAGCAUGUGUGCUCCACGUUGCAUAAAUACAAUGAAUAAAGUAACUUAACAGCCAUUCAAACACUCAGUCAUUGGUAUGCUGAAUCAAAUAAGUGCCAAUGUGCUUUUCUUUUGUAUCCCCCCGUUUAUUGCAAUGCACCAAGAGUGUCUCUGUUGGCUGCCACUACAUAAAGCCAGCACCUCUUUCAAUGUAGAGAUGAAGCUAAACAGCCAUUCAAAGCCCUGCCUGUUACAGGAAAGAAAGGGUGUUAAAUGACUGAAUCCAUGUUUCCUGCUGGAAAUCUGUGUCAUGGAUGAUGAGGACGAUCGCCGUCUUCUGGAUAUUUUAGGAGAUGUGGAUGCACUGAAUGAUUAUCUCCAUGGCAGCAACAGCAACUCUAUUGAGGAGGAUGAUGUGACAAAUGCAGCUUAUGGUUCAGAUGGAUCCUUCUUUGGCAACAACACGGCUGGCUCCAACACCAGCCUCAAAGAUGGCUCUUCCACAAUGGGUGAAUUUGACGAGGACUCAGCCGGGGCAGGCCUCCAGCUUUCUAGCAGCCUCUCAUUUAUCGAGGAUGAGCUGGGGGCCGAGGCGUCCCCUGGAGAGGUGGAUCUCGGGGGAGAGGACCAACCCUUCGACAUCCUGCAGAAGUCUCUCCUGGAGGCCGACAUCACGGAACAGACGCUGGCCCAAGAGGCCUUACUGGACUCUCAGCCUGCUCCCACUCUGGUGCAGGCUCCUGUUCCCUUCUCCUCCCAGCUAGUCUCGGGGGGUUAUGGAGGUGGGGUUGGUGUGGUAACAACAGCAACCACUGCCUUCACCACAGGCCAGUUUUUACAGGGAACGGCUCAGCUGCCCAAUGGCUCCGCCCAGCACAUCCAGGUGUUGGGCUCUUUUGGGGCCGGUGGUGGGGUGAUGACUCUGAGCAGCUUGGAAAGGACUCCUCAGAUUGUGCUAAGGCCGGGGGUAUCUGUAGCUCCGGCAGGGAACGUGACAGGGGGGCAGGUGUUUGCUCCUACCCAAGGUCAAGUAGGCCAAGUGGGCUUACCCUUCAAAAACAUCCCCCUUCAAAAUAUCAUCAUCCAGAGAGGCCCAGGAGGGACCCAGACUCUUGUUAGACCAAUCCAGCCUAAACCCCUUCAAACGGGGGCUCAGACUGUCUACAGGCUUGGUCUUCAGCCCACUCCCACCACCAUGGCUAAUGUAGUGAACGCCAACGCUGCAGCUCCUGGAGGACAGUACCCAGCCAAUGGCUCCAUCGUAGUGCAGCCACCCCAGGAGCAACAACAAGCACAGACCCAGUCCAACAUACCACCUGGACAGUUCUUACUCCCCAGCUCUCUGGCGCUCACUCCGUCCAACACCAUCCCCAACGGCCCCGCAGACCCCAACUCCAGCACUAUGAUUACCAGUCAGAACACAGUGCAGCUUGUUGCAGGGCAGAACUUCACUGCCCCUCCAGGGGGUCAGCUGAUUUUGAAUCAGGGAGUUGUGAGUGGGAGUCAUGUCGGAGGAGGCGUAGCUCAGACGUGGACAGGAGUUUCUUGUGCGAGUUCCACCGCUGUUCAGACAUCAGGUGCUCCGGCACGGCUGACGCUGGUCGGUCCGGCGACGGCGGGCAUCGGUGGUCAAGGCCAAGUGACGGCUAGUCCUGUUCAGCGCCUUCUAGUGACGCAAACCCAGAACUGUGCUUCUUUGUCACCUUUACCUGGUAGUGUGACGCAGGAACAAGACUACAGACAGAAUUCUUCGUCACCGGCCUUUAAACAGGCACAUCUUGGCAGCAUCCAUGUUAUGAAAACUAUGACACAAGAUUCAACACUUAGCUCUGAGGCCAGUUCACAGAAGAGGCUUAUCCUUCCACCACUUACAAGAGGAGAAAUGAUUUUACAGCAUUUACAGAAGUAUCAUGAUGGAGUUCAGACCCCAGAUCGACGUCACUUCACUUCAGUAGAUGAUGCUCUACUUCGACUCCUCCCGUACCACGUUUUCCAGGGAGCUCCACCAAGCCAGGAGGAGUUCUCACAAGUGGAUGAGGAAUUUGAGGUAGUAGCAAGUCAUGUGCUGAAGAGGACCCAGGCCAUGGUAAACAAAUACAGACGCCUUCUAAUGGUGGAAGCAGAGCGUUCCAGUCCGUCAUCAGAAAUGGUGAUGAUUGACAGGACGUUCAACCAAGAGGAGCGCAGCAACCUGACGCAAGACAAACGCAUGGUACUAGUGGAUCCAGACAGCUUCCUGGAGGACUUUUGCUGUGGGAUGAAAUCCAAACUUUUCCAAGACCCCUUCCCCUCUCAGUCAGUGUCCAGCUGUACCUGGAAUCAGUCAGAAGGAGGCUCCAGGGAGCCGCCGUACAGGACAGACUCCCAGACCGAGUACGCAGACCCUGGAGGGGGUGUAGCUGUAGAAGCAAGUUCCACAGAGAGACUCCACCCGCCACACCUAGAAAGCAAGAGUGUGCUGGAACUGAAGAGAUCCCAGCAGAAUUUCGGGACCAGCGGCGGCAACAACAGCCACAUCGCUGCCAACAGCUACCCCCAAGGAAAACCCUCACAUUUUAUGGCAGCAUCGGGAGGACAGGCGCACUACCAGGUGUCACAUCACCUGUCCUCCCACCCGGUGCAGCCCCAGUUCACCCCUCAGCUCACUUCACCCCCUCACCUGGACACCGAUUCUGCUCUGGAGGCAGCGGUCAACAGCAUCCUGGAAUGUUAAGACUGAUAUCAUCCCCAAUAUAUCAUUUCAACUCCUUUUGUGUGUGUUUCUGCGUACAUCUUCUUUGUAAUGUUGGUUUUAUGGCCCCAGAGCCCUGUGUGAAGAGAGGUCAACCCUUCCUUCGGGUCUGUGAUCUUUGUGAUACGCAGCCAUGUAGCAUGCAUGUACUUUGCUUUGUUUUUUUCUGAGGCAUUAUGUCAGUGAGUCUGUCGGUGUGUUAGCUGAACACAGGCACUUCCAAUUACCUGUAAAGAUCCGGGAUUGUGUGCAAUGCAAUAGACUAACAGAUGCAAAAUUGAGUUUAGUUUUGAAGUGGUAGGGUCUGCAACUGAAUGACAGUGUUCCUCUCUUCACACACCAGUUAAUAUUUAGUGCCAGUCGAUUACGCCUUUCCCUACCUUUGCUGACCAACAGGGAUGAGGAAGGACAAAGGGAGGACUCGGUGCCUGAUUCUAGGUUUUUAUAUGGAAGUGUUUACAUGAAGAAGCUCCAUUCAGAAAUAUCCAUUCACUCAUUUCCUUCCUGCUUUACAAAAACACGAACAGCGUGCACACACAUGCUUUUGGACAUUGUGUUGAAUGGAUUCAUGGUUCAGAGCUGUAGUUUUCCUUUACAUUCACAGAGACAAAUUGCACUAAACAUGCUGUUGCUGUAUAGCGUACGUUAGGCUGAACAGAAUGUGAACAUUUGGAGCUUUCAGCUGCCUGCAACAAGGAUAACCACUUACACUAGAAAGCAGUCAGACUGUCUCAUAGACUCAUAAAGUUGUGUUACCGUGCUCAGCAGUGCUUUCUUUCUUGUGCUUAAGUAACAUUUUCUUUAUUUUGUACCUUAAAGGUAUGCAAGUUCUGACAGAUGCAGGACAAAUCCUUUUCUCCACCACUUCUAUCAUUUCACAGUGAGCUUGUGUCUGGAGAUAAGUCCUCAGAUUGAGGAAGAUGUUAGAAUAUGCUGAGUUAAUCUUUUUAUUUCCUCAUUUUUAGAAAUGACAUUGGAAAAGAGGACUUUUUCUGUUUGUUGUGAUGUUGUUCCCCAGCGCUGUGAGCAUGAACAUACGUCAGUUUAAAGACCCUGCAGGUCAUUGAUUGUUUGUCUGCCUUCUGCAUAUAAUUAUAUAUUGAUCAUAUCUGUCUAUGCUUUACUACCACGACACGUCUGUCAGUGUGUUCAUCUGCAUCCUCACACAGGCCUGACUGUUCUCAUGUAGUUUGGUACUUUCUGCCCAAGUGUUUUUCUCAGUUCCCCAGGAUGUUUUCUCCUUUUGUGGUCAUUCCUUUCAAGCAUUUCUCACAUUUCCUCUUUUCCUUCUCAGCAGCUCAACCAAAAUUAGUAGUAGAGAGUGUGGUCUUGUCCAGAAUCCCCCUCAGAUUGUGUUUUUUUAGUAUAAAGCAACUUUUCCUCUGAAUCCAGAAUGACUCCAAUUACGUUCUGGUUUAGUCUAUUUUUGAGUUUUCAUUUAGUUUUAACAGCCAAAACUUAACUUGCUGUGUGAAGUCAUUACCAUGAUUAAUUAAUCCUAAAUGUUGGAUAGUAUUUUUGCUUUUGGAAAGACACUUUUACAAACAAAUCUACUGGAAUCUGAUCCGUAGUUUAACCAAGAAAGAGUUUUGUUCUGAAGCCACCAGGACCAAAGUUUAGGUUAACUGCAUUAGAAGCUCCUGGGGCUGAUUCUGGAUAGCGCCACCUUUCUCUUAUGAACAUGUCUGUGAAAUAUGUUUGCUAACAGGCCACAGGACAAGACUGAAGGCCUUUAAAAUGGGCUAAUAGAGAACCCAUCUGUCUUUUCCCCUAUUUCUGAGUGCCAGCGGCCGUUGCAGCCUGCCUGUAUUUCUGCCUCAACCCUUGCAGACCUCUAAUAUCUACUGAGAAAACUGGGCUCUCAGCUUGAAAAGUAAAUCUCUGCUGACAUAGAAUGGUCAAGUGAGAUUUUGCUUUUGCUCCUUUGAGUGACUGCUGCAAGAUUUCGUGCCUCUAUAGCACUUUGAUCCACAAGGACGAUCCUUUAAAGUUGGGACGUGUGUGGUGUUGGUGGAACAUUCUGGAUGCAUAUCUCGGUCGUGAGGGCCUGAUAGGAACAUACUGUGCUUUUUCUCCCCUAUUUUUUAGUUUCUCUGCCUCCAUUUUCACAGUUUUUGUUUUGUCUAGUUUGUUUUGUAUAAAAAUGAAAAGUUAAACACAAAAUAUUUAUAAUUUUUGUAUGGAGAAAAAAGAAUGUACACAAAAACAUAAGGAAAUGGAAAUUAUUUUUUAUUGUGUUUGCUAUGAAGCGAUGUCAGGAGAAAUCAUUACAAGAAUGCUGUCAUUUCUUCAUUUAAUGUGUGUUCACUACAGCAGCCAGGAGAGUCGACAAUAAAUUCAUUUUGAAUACAAUAAAGUGGUCCAGUCCGGC
Molecule: messenger RNA, 6692 nt
Organism: Acanthochromis polyacanthus (spiny chromis)
Lineage: Eukaryota; Metazoa; Chordata; Actinopteri; Pomacentridae
Gene: bicral
Product: BICRA like chromatin remodeling complex associated protein
Exons: 13
Coding region: 1901-4303 (800 amino acids)
Biological process (GO): positive regulation of DNA-templated transcription
Cellular component (GO): SWI/SNF complex
Source: RefSeq, a predicted model, not a curated record